AAGGCAGCGCUCGCUCGACGAUGAUUGCUCACCGUCUCUUUCACGCUCCGGAGGGCACAAGCACGGGAAGAAUAGUAUUUCUUCUCGUCAGUGGACAACCAAUUCUAACAAGUGCUCCCACACUGGACUAAGUGCGACCCCACGGCGAGAAUACCGUAGCGUCUUCGCCCUGCUCAUUCUACACUGAGGUCACUAUAAAACCGGGACGGGACCAUCCAAAAUCCAAACUUGCAAAGCGAAAGAAGCCGCAAUGGCCUUGACAGCCAUCACUGCUGUGCCUGGCCUCUUGUUCAUAAUUCUCAGCAUCCUCUCGUCGAACAAGGCUGCAGGCAUCGAUGACGAGCGUCAGGUACUUCCACUGGCAUCCUUUUGCAUAUAUUUACGACUUGUUCUUUUUUUGCAGAUCUAUAUCGUCUAUCUCGGUGGAAAAGGCAGUCGCCAGAGUUUGGAGCUGGUCCAAAGACACAGCAAGAUUCUCGCAUCUGUCACAAGCAGAGAAGUAGAGUCCCCUGAGAUCGUGUACAGCUACAAGCAUGGAUUUGAUGGAUUUGCUGCCAGGAUGACCGCUAAGCAGGCAAAAGCCAUAGCAGGCAAGCCAUCGCAAAAAGCUCUUCUCCCGGAUGAUUCAAUUCUCCUGCUUGGCUCUGGUCAUAAUUACAGGACUGCCGGACGUGGUCAGUGUGUUCCCGAGCAAAACUCUGCAGCUGCAUACAACACGGUCCUGGAAAUUCCUGGAGACUUUUUCGACGGGGCUCUUGUACUCCAGAAGCAAACUUGGAGAGGGGGCCGAUGUCAUUGUUGGCGUGCUGGACACAGGUACAGAGUUGAAAGAAGAGCCUGGGAAUUGAUACCUCUUCCUGCUUCAGGUAUAUGGCCAGAGUCUGCAAGUUUCAGCGACGAUGGAAUGUCAUCUCCUCCCAGCCGAUGGAAAGGAUUCUGCAAUAACACCGGUGUGAAUUCCACGCAGGCCGUGAAUUGCAACAACAAGAUCAUCGGAGCUCGCUUCUACAACGCCGAGAGCGCCAGAGAUGACGAAGGCCACGGAUCACACACCGCAUCCACCGCGGGUGGCAGCGUCGUCUCCAACGCGAGCAUGGAGGGUGUUGCCAGUGGAACAGCCAGGGGUGGACUCCCAUCCGCCAGGCUCGCAGUGUAUAAAGUGUGUGGGAGCGUCGGCUGCUUCGUGUCAGACAUCCUCAAGGCCUUUGAUGACGCUAUGAACGACGGGGUGGAUCUCCUAUCACUUUCGCUUGGUGGCUCGCCGGAUAGCUACGACGAGGAUGGCAUCGCGAUUGGAGCCUUCCAUGCCAUCCAGCACAACAUCACUGUCGUUUGCUCUGCUGGGAAUUCUGGUCCCGACGAAUCGUCCGUCUCCAACGCGGCCCCUUGGAUUGUCACGGUCGGAGCAAGCACCAUUGACAGGUCCAUUUCGUCCGACAUCUAUCUCCGAGAUGGAAAAACUCUUCGGGGAACGGCCUUGAGCUUUCAAGCUCAGAAGAAACCACCUUACAGCCUCGUCCUUGGCUCUUCAAUUCCUGCUAACAAAUCUAUCCGGGCCUCAGCAGCCAGCUCCUGUGAUCCAGACAGUCUAAAUGCCAAGCAAGUCAAGAACAAGAUCGUCGUCUGCCAGUUCGACCCCAACUAUGCUUCCAGGAGAACAAUUGUGACAUGGUUGCAGCAGAACAAGGCCGCUGGCGCCAUUCUCAUCAACGACUUCUACGCAGAUCUCGCUAGCUACUUCCCCUUGCCUACGACCAUCGUGAAAAAAGCCGUGGGAGACCAGCUGCUAUCCUACAUGAACAGCACCACCACGCCAGUCGCUACACUAACACCGACGGUGGCAGAAACUAACAAUCCAGCUCCAGUAGUUGCCGGAUUCUCUUCGAGAGGUCCAAACUCCAUCGGCCAGGAUAUAAUCAAGCCCGAUGUUACUGCUCCAGGAGUGAACAUCCUUGCGGCCUGGUCGGAGAUCGCUCCAGCAUAUUAUGAGAACUACGACACGGCCAAGCCCGUGUAUGUCAAGUAUAACAUCAUCUCUGGAACCUCCAUGUCGUGUCCUCACGUCACGGGAGCAUUGGCCAUGCUCAAGUCUGCGUAUCCCUCUUGGAGUCCUGCGGCUCUAAGAUCGGCGAUCAUGACCACAGCGACAACUCAAGACGACGAGAAAGAAGGCAUACUCGACUAUGAUGGAAGCCUGAGCAAUCCAUUUGGUUAUGGCGCCGGCCAGAUCGAUCCCUCGAGAUCUCUAAGUCCAGGACUGGUCUACGACACAACACCCUCCGACUACGUCGCUUACCUCUGUGCCACUGGCUACAGUGAGAGCAAAGUCAGGAUGAUCACAGGAAGCAAGAACACGACUUGCUCCAAGAAGAAUUCCAACCUCAACUAUCCUUCCAUCGCCUUCCCGAGCUUGAGCGGCACGCAGACCACCACCAGGUACCUGACGAGCGUGGAUUCUUCGUCCUCCUCCUCGACUUACAAAGUAACAGUCAAGACACCAUCGACGCUAAGCGUGAAAGUGGAGCCAACCACGCUCACAUUCUCCCCAGGAGCAACGCUCUCCUUCACAGUCACUGUUUCGAGCAGCUCCAACGGUAAAAGCUGGCAGUUUGGAUCCAUAGCUUGGACGGAUGGGCGGCAUACGGUGUCCAGCCCCGUUGCUGUGAAGACCAAGGCUUGAUCAUUCUUAUCGAGCUCGAACAAAGUAGACAAAAGAAGGUAAAGGUGACACAAGAGAAAAUGGAACCGUGGUCUCGAGACAAAUGUGACAGCCAAUGCAAGCUUUGAACAGGGAGCAAGCCGCCAAAUGUUUGCUCGUGAUCUUCCUUGCCAGUGUCGUCCAGUUAAUUGUCUUCACGUCGACUAUAAAAACGAAGCUCUCACUCCAUACUUU
Molecule: messenger RNA, 2893 nt
Organism: Selaginella moellendorffii
Lineage: Eukaryota; Viridiplantae; Streptophyta; Lycopodiopsida; Selaginellales; Selaginellaceae
Product: subtilisin-like protease SBT4.12
Exons: 7
Coding region: 251-2680 (809 amino acids)
Biological process (GO): proteolysis
Molecular function (GO): serine-type endopeptidase activity
Source: RefSeq, a predicted model, not a curated record